GAGACGAUUGACUCCUACUGCUACUUGGUUUGGGAGGUGCCAUGGGACAACUGAUCGCCAAGCUGAUGGGCAUCUUCGGGAACCAGGAACACAAAGUCAUCAUCCUCGGGCUGGACAAUGCAGGAAAGACCACCAUUCUCUAUCAGUUCCUGACUAAUGAGGCGGUUCACACGUGUCCCACCAUCGGUAGCAACAUGGAAGAGAUUGUUGUUCAGAAGACCCACUUCCUCAUGUGGGAUAUUGGGGGGCAGGAGGCUCUGCGCUCCAGCUGGAACGUCUAUUAUGCCAACACAGAGUUUAUCAUCCUCGUGAUUGACAGCUCAGAUCGGGAUCGGUUGCUGACUACUCGAGAGGAGCUGUAUAAGAUGCUGGCCCAUGAGGCACUUCGAGAUGCUUCAGUCCUGAUCUUUGCCAACAAGCAGGAUGUGAAGGACUCCAUGACCACGGCAGAGAUCUCCCAGUUCCUCUCUCUCAGCGCCAUCAAAGAUCACCCAUGGCACAUCCAAGGCUGCUGUGCUCUGACGGGGGAAGGGUCAGUGGCAACCCCCUCCUGCAGAACCUGGACCAUGCGUGGGAUGAUGGACCACAAGAUCUUGUCCUCUGUCAUUCCUCCUGUCAGAAUUUGGUUCCCUAUUGGCUCUGGCCUCAGUCAGAUGAGCACUUGUCCACAGCCUGGGUGCUGCUGCCUGCCCGGCUCCAGUGGAUGCAGUCUCAGGCCUCUGCUAAAUGAUGGCCCAGCCCCGGGCCCACUGGAAACUAUGGGCAUUCUGCACAGUUCAGUGUGGAUGAGAAACCCAAGUGACUUUUGUGCUUUUCUCUGAUUCACUGGUGGUUGCCGAGCAGCUAUGGACAGUUGUCACUGCCAACUGCCACAGAGGAGCGAGUCCACAGACCCUAAGUUGCUCUGGCAAAGUUGUCAUCCAUUCUACAACCUCAGUGUUCUGGAGACCCCAGGGGAGCUGCGGGGUGUGUUGGGGAAUGGGGAAGUGCAGCCCAGCACCCAGACAGGGAGGCACCUUUCACACCCUUUCACCCUUGCCUCUGUGGUGCUUACUCUGAUCAAAGGGCUUGAGCUUCGAGCUGCCAGGUGCUAUCCCUUCCCUUCCAGGGUCCUUCCCUGAGAACCCCACUCCUCCCAAGGGUUCCAGCUUCCUAUGGGGACUAUUUAUUUUGUUUGUCUUUGCACAUUGCAUUAGGAUUUUUUUUUAAGAUGCGAAUGUAGUAAUAAAUAUCGUUGAAAAUUGUU
Messenger RNA from Dipodomys ordii (Ord's kangaroo rat), 1246 nucleotides. RefSeq names its product ADP-ribosylation factor-like 5C (gene Arl5c). The coding region runs from base 42 to 821 and encodes 259 amino acids. Gene Ontology annotation, biological process: protein localization to Golgi membrane; intracellular protein transport; vesicle-mediated transport. The transcript has 6 exons. Gene Ontology annotation, cellular component: trans-Golgi network; cytoplasm. Gene Ontology annotation, molecular function: GTP binding; GTPase activity. The record is from RefSeq and is a predicted model, not a curated record. Lineage: Eukaryota; Metazoa; Chordata; Mammalia; Rodentia; Heteromyidae.